Messenger RNA from Closterium sp. NIES-65, 1578 nucleotides. NCBI's taxonomy places the organism in Eukaryota, Viridiplantae, Streptophyta, Zygnematophyceae, Desmidiales, Closteriaceae. The record is from the annotation of a GenBank genome assembly.
AUGGGCGAGUUUGACUUUGAACCGCCGUCCUUCUCCCUCCACGUGCAGCCUUCCGAGCUUCACAUGGAACCUGAUGCGAGGAUGAACUUCCUCCCCUCACAGGGAGUGGACGCUCCCAGCCUCUCGUUUCAUCCUGAGGCGCCUCCAAAGUCCCCCCCUCUCGUGCAGCCCUCUGAGAUUCAGGCAGAACUUGAUGGGAUGAACUUCUCCCCCUCACAGGGCCUGGACGCUCCCAGCUUCUCCUUGAAUCCUGAGGCGCCUCCAAAGAUGGGCGUGAAGCAUGAGACGGCUUUUGAGGCGCCGGAGGAAUCGGGGACACAGGAAUCAGGAUUUCAGGCGUCACAGGGUUUGGACGCACCCAGUUUCUCGUUGGGGCUGGAGGGGUGGGAUGGGGAAGAGGGCGCGUUGGGGGAUGGGCAAUGCAUGACAGAGAGGGACGGGCAACAAGGAGCAGCAGAGAGAGUUUUUGAGCGGAGUCAUAGAAAGAUGGAGAGCACAGUGGGGGAUGACGAAGGGUUGGCAAAGAGGGAAGCCUGGGAAGGGAAGCAGGGGGCAGUUGAGCAGCGAGUGGCAGUGGGAUGGGACGGCGAGAGGCAAGGCGCCACACAACAGCCCCCAAGGCAGACCCCGGCAGCAACACCUGUGCCGUCAAGUUCCAUGCAUCAGCCACCCGCAACACAGACUCCGGCAACAACACCCACGCUGUCGGAGGCUACGAGGCAGCUGCUGCAGCGGCGCCUGCCGCACCUGCAGCUGGUGGGGUGGCUGGAGGAGCGGGGGUGCGAUGCCAACGGUGACCCUGUUUUCAUCGACUACCGAUGCCAGUUUGGCUCCGAAACUCCCUCCGGGGCAGAUACUGACAGAGGAGGCCGCCCUUUUUCUCAAGCGCAUGGAAAUGAGAAUGAGAAUGAGAAUGGCUGCUAUGAGGUCGGGGGUUCCGGGUUUCCAUGCCCGCAGCAGCCUGCUGGUGUUGGUGCUGCUGGGAGCGCUGCUAGGAAGGUGCAUUUUGAGGCGCCUCAAAAUGCACCUCACUACAUGUGCCCGCAGCAGCCUGCUGGUGCUGGUGGUGCUGGGAGCGCUGCUAGGAAUGGGGGGAGGAUGGGAGGGGAGGGAUUUGGACGGCAGCAGCAGCUUUCCCAGCAGCAAGGGGGCAGUGGGAGGAGGAGAGGGAGUGGUGGUGGCGGUGGUGCUGUUGCUUCCAGGGCUGGUGGUGGUGGUGGUGGCAGCAGUGGUGGUGGUGUUACGGGAAGGGGUGUUGCUGGUAGCAGUGGUGGUCACUGGGUGGCAGAGGGUGGCAAGAAGGUGAGCUGUCUCACACUUUGUUUUAGGUGUGUUUUGAGAAUUCGAGAAAAAUACCUUCUGGAAGGGGUGGUGAUGGCAGCAGCAGUGGUGGAUAUAGGUAUAGGAAGGGGUGCUGCUGCUAGCAGCAGCGGCGGUCACUGGGUAGCAGAGGGCGGCAAGAAGGUGUAUGUGACAGCAUCAGGGAAGACCCUUUACGGCCGCAUUGCCUAUCGUCAACACCUCAGGGAUUCCGGGAGGACGAGCAGGAGAGGCAAGGGCAAGCGAAAGCGCAAGUGA